This is a messenger RNA of Musa acuminata AAA Group (dessert banana), 505 nucleotides long. RefSeq names its product thioredoxin H1-like. The transcript has 2 exons. The record is from RefSeq and is a predicted model, not a curated record. NCBI's taxonomy places the organism in Eukaryota, Viridiplantae, Streptophyta, Magnoliopsida, Zingiberales, Musaceae. Bases 16 to 372 code for a protein of 118 amino acids.
GUUCCUGUUUCAUAAAUGCAUAUUUAUUUUCUGAAAAAUGUAAAGCUAAACAGAGUCGAAAUCUAUCAAACUGCUGCAUCUCUUGUUGGCUCUAAAGAUUUGUCUGGUUUACAGGUGGUCGUAGAUUUCACUUCUUCAUGGUGUGGUCCUUGCCGUAUGAUUGCCCCGUUCUUCGCUGAGCUAGCUAAUAAGUUCACCGAUGCCAUCUUCCUAAGGGUGGACGUCAAUGAGCUGAAGAGGGUUGCCCUGGACUGUGCGAUCGAGACACUGCCAACCUUCAUCUUCCUGAGGCAGGGAAACAUUGUGGAUCGCGUUGUUGGUGCUCGCAAAGAUCUGUUGCCUAAGAAGAUUGAGCUCCACAUGAGGAACUGAAUGCUCGCUUGCAGUAUUGGUGUCGGUGUUGGGUCGUGAACUCGGAGAUUUUGUGGGGUUAGAAUAAACAUAUGUACUGAAUUCCAUCGGUUCAUGAUUAUAUUAACUAUUGAAUAAACUAGUCUUUCAUCUA